ACUAACAAAGUCAAUGCUGCGCCUGUGAAAAGCUUGUGAAAAGCUUGUUCCGCAAAAAAGCAACUUGAUUCCUUUGGAAUCAUCAUGAUGACGAAAUUCCGGCGAAACCGCCUCUCGCCGGAUUUCAGCUGCCGCAUAAAGCGUGUGUGAGCAACCUUUGACAUAAUUAAGAGACUUUGCCACAACCUGCUUCGCCAAGCCGUAAAGGUGGACCUUCGACGACCACACACUCCUGCUCUGAGCCUGCCUGUUCUCUCUUUCUAGAGUACCUUCCUGCCUUGACGGGCUGUUUAAGCGACCGACAGUCCAGCGAAGGUGGGUGGCCAGGACAGACGUAAAGUGGACUGACACCCGUGGGGUUGUUCACUCCCGUUUCAGCGCUGCGGUGGUGUGGCGUAACACUAGAGUUGCAGCGGGCAUCAGGCCGUUAUUGUCUGUUCGGCUUGCGAUGACUUCAGCCGCCGAGCGUGACCGAUUGCUUGCGCCGCAUCAGCAUCACAUGCCGCCGGAGUACUGGACAGAUUACAUGUGGCUGGUGAUUGUGGGCUUCAUUGUCUCAUUUAUCAUGGCCGCCGGCAUCGGUGCCAAUGAUGUGGCCAACGCCUUCGGCACCUCCGUCGGCGCCAAGACCAUUACCCUGAAGCAGGCUUGCCUCAUCGCUUCCGUCUUCGAGUUCGCCGGAGCCAUCGGCCUGGGUGGCGAGGUGACCAAGACCAUCGCUGGCUCCAUCGCUCGCCCCACCGCGUUCCAGGACCUCCCAGAGAUGUUCGCGUACGGCAUGAUGUGCGCGCUCAUUUCCGCCUCUACCUGGGUGUUCACCGCUACCUACUUUAGCCUGGCCGUGUCCACCACUCACUCCGUCAUCGGCGCGGUGAUGGGCUUUGCCCUGGUGUGGGGUGGCUCUGGCGCCGUGGUGUGGAACGACCACAUGGACGCCUUCCCCUACUCGAAGGGUCUGGUGCCCGUCAUCUGCUCCUGGUUCGUGUCGCCCCUCAUGUCGGGCAUUGCGUCUGCCAUCAUCUUCUGGCUCAACCGCGUGUGCAUCCUCCGCCGCGAGAACUCGACCAACCUGGCAAUCUACAUGUACCCCCUGCUGGUUGGUGUCACCGUGUUCAUCAACGUUUUCUUCGUGAUCUACAAGGGAGCCAAGAACGUGGCUCACUGGGACUCGAACAAGGCCGCCUGGGUGGCUGCGUGCAUUACUGCUGGCUGCAUGCUUCUCGCCAUCUUCCCCGGCAUGUGGCUGCUGCGCCGUGCCGUCACCAAGGACAUGGACCGGGCUGCCCAGAAGGCUGCUGACGCCGAGGCCAACGCCGGCAAGCCCAAGGAGGAGGAGGUGGAGGCUGAGCCCACCUCCAAGGCCAUGAAGAUCUUCAACUCGAUGAAGAAGGCUGCCACCCGCGGCCUGAACGUCGACAUUCACGAGCACGUGGAGCACGACCAGACCAUCCACGACAUGCACGCUGCCGCCGAGGUGUUCUCCCCCGAGACCGAGCAGGUGUACAAGUACCUGCAGGUCUUCUCUGCCUGCGCCGUGUCUUUCGCGCACGGAGCCAACGAUGUCGCCAACGCUGUCGGCCCCUUCUCCGGCAUCUGGUACGUGUACCGUUUCUGGACCAUCACGUCCAACGGCGACACCCCCAUCUGGGUGAUGGCCAUGGGCGGCGCCGGCAUUGUGGUGGGCCUGGCUACCUACGGCUACAACAUCAUGAUGACUCUGGGCGUGGGCCUGGCCAAGAUGACGCCGUCCCGCGGUUUCUCGGCUGAGCUGGGCACUUCGUUCACCGUGUCGCUGGCCUCCGUGUACGGCCUGCCCAUCUCCACCACCCAGUGCAUCACCGGCGCUGAGAUGGGCGUGGGCCUGGUCGAGGACCUGCGCAGCGGCGUGAACUGGAAGCUGUUCGCCAAGCAGGUCGUUGCCUGGAUCUUUACCCUGAUUGUGUCGGGCUUCCUCUGCGCUGCCAUCUUCGCGUACGGCGCCUACUCGCCGUCUCUGACCAUGUCCAAGGACAUCGCCAAGUACAAGAAGGGCAUGACGAACGUGACGGUGACCCUGUACGCCCAGCUGACCAAGGAGAACAUCGCCGUGAACAAGACCUUUGGCCCGGCUUACUUCGACAAGUACCUGAACGCCACCAUCGCUUCCCAGACCAAGGCCCUGACCGCCAUGCUCAACACCAAGAACAUCGGCUACGUUGACCCUCCGAUGCUGAUUGCCCAGAUGAACGCUGCCAUCACGACCUACCAGAACAACUCUGCCCUCACCACUGGCUUCAACAGCAGCAGCCGCGCCUACGUGCCCGCUGGCCAGCCGUACGCUGCCACGACCAUCCAGGUGCAGCCCUGGCCCACGGCGGCACCUGCUGGCGGGCGGUAAAGCUACCAUAGUGGUUGCGCAUUACAGGCACGGACCGCGUACAUCAAAUGAACCGGGACGAGCGUGUUAGUUGCUUGGACGUGGUGUGAUGCGGGCGGUAGGGAAGAGCGGUGACGUGAUAUCUUGUGAGCAUUUGAGGCUCUCGCCCGCGGAGCUCUUGACCCUCGGUUUGGACACGGCGUCUUGUGAGCCCUGCACCCACGUUGGGGAGGUUGAGGGUUCACGUGAUGCAUUGUCAGCUUCUUGCAUUCCCCAUCGCAUACAUUAAUACAUAGGAGUAUGCAUGGACCGACAUUUUUUUGCCAGUCAAGGUGGCUGGGUUGAUAACGACUCGGGAGGGGAGGGCUCAGCCCUUUUCCCUCCCUAAGGCAGCCACCUCCUUGUUUGCCAGAGCGGUUUGUUGCAUAGACAACGGCAUGGCCCGCCAGCCCUUGCUGUGAUACUACAAAUAAGUUUGGUUGCUGUGCCCGGUGCUGGCCCAUAUGGUAGCCCGCAGACGCGCGAGGGGCGCAAAGGUUCGUAGGUGAAAGCUUGUCGCCGCGCGUGCGGCGAACAAUACAUGAGGCGGUAUGUCGCAGUAAUCGUUUGUGUGGUUCCAGAUCCGGAACACUGCAGGUGGACAAUAGUGAAUCGUAUGCGUGAGAACUGGAUUAAAACUGAAGCUUGAUGAACUUGUAACCCGUUCGCCAG
Messenger RNA from Chlamydomonas reinhardtii, 3067 nucleotides. RefSeq lists its product as uncharacterized. The transcript is spliced from 11 exons. Gene Ontology annotation, biological process: phosphate ion transmembrane transport. The coding region runs from base 449 to 2377 and encodes 642 amino acids. Gene Ontology annotation, molecular function: phosphate transmembrane transporter activity. NCBI's taxonomy places the organism in Eukaryota, Viridiplantae, Chlorophyta, Chlorophyceae, Chlamydomonadales, Chlamydomonadaceae. The record is from RefSeq and is a predicted model, not a curated record. Gene Ontology annotation, cellular component: membrane.